AUGGCAAAUUUACAGGGUUUCAAGUUCUUAUAUGCAUGUUUGGGCUGUAUAUUAGCCUUUAUACGGGGGGUUAGUGGCAUUUCAUCCCACAGAUGGACACACUCAGCCUUCCUUAUCGCACCAACAAACUUCCACUUCAAAUCGCACAGUAACUUAUGCAAAAGGCAACAAAAUAAUCAAUUAGAUGACACAGACCUGUUUAAGGAGUUAAAUAGCAGAGAUAGGCACGGAAGGUUACGACUUCGCCACGCCAUAAGGCUAAUCCUGCCUGAAGGAGAAAAGGUGAUUGAGAGUUCAGAGGACGAAUACAUCCUGGAGGCAGCCGAGAAUCAGGGAAUUGAGCUUCCGUACAGCUGCCGCGGAGGAAGCUGCUCCACAUGUGCAGCGGCCCUCGUAAUCGGCGAAAUUGACAACUGCGAGCAGAGCUACCUGAGCGACGAGCAGAUUAAGCAGGGCUACUGCCUCCUCUGCACUAGCUACGCCAAGUCAGACUGCACAAUUAAGACUCACAAGGAGGAGGAGCUCCACAGGGAGGAGGAGGAACAGGGGAAAGAGAAGCAAGAGUGA
This is a messenger RNA of Theileria orientalis strain Shintoku, 567 nucleotides long. RefSeq names its product ferredoxin. The coding region runs from base 1 to 567 and encodes 188 amino acids. The transcript has 3 exons. The record is from RefSeq and is a predicted model, not a curated record. Gene Ontology annotation, biological process: electron transport chain. Gene Ontology annotation, molecular function: electron transfer activity; 2 iron, 2 sulfur cluster binding. Lineage: Eukaryota; Apicomplexa; Aconoidasida; Piroplasmida; Theileriidae.